Molecule: messenger RNA, 2455 nt
Organism: Trichogramma pretiosum
Lineage: Eukaryota; Metazoa; Arthropoda; Insecta; Hymenoptera; Trichogrammatidae
Exons: 20
Coding region: 38-2455 (805 amino acids)
Biological process (GO): proteolysis
Molecular function (GO): metalloendopeptidase activity
Source: RefSeq, a predicted model, not a curated record
UAUUCUCAUUACAAAAGCAGACAAGAUUCACGAGUAUAUGACAAAAAAAGAAAUUAAAUCAGUUUUUGGUGUGGAUCAUAAUAAUGUACCUAAUUUAGAGUACGAAGUAGUUCCUGUCUACCAUACUCUUGAUGGCAAUGAAAAAAAAUCAGCAAAAUCCAUGAAUUUUAAGGCAUUUAAAAGAAAUUAUACAUUGCAAUUACAAAAAAAUGAUGGUGUACUCAUUGGAUCUGAAACCCCCAUUUACAUUGCCAGAAUUUCACCAAAAAACGAAUCGGCGAUAAUUUACGAAAAAAUGAAAUUUCCUUUACCAAAAGAUUUGAAACUUUACCACGAUGUUCAUGAGCGAUCAUCAAUUAUUACGCACAAAGGCCAAGAAGACAAUCGACUUCACAUUAACGGCAUAAUUGAAGAUGGUAUUCACUUACGAUCUUUACCUAGUCGGGUUCAUGAGAAAGUUAUUGAAUAUAAAAAAAAAUUUGAACCUAAUUUCAAGUCAGUGUUACAUUCAACCCGUUCACCUUUAACUUAUCACGUUGCCAUAAAAUCAAAUUACACAUAUAAGCCAAAGCAGUAUAAAAGUUUUAAAUCUUCUUCAGCUAUUCAAAAUUACUUCGGAGUGCACACUCAAGGGCGCAUAAAACGUCACUCUGAUAUACCUCCAAUAAUCGAUAAUACAGUGUAUCCAAAAAUCUUAGUAACUCUGGAUUAUGAGUACUACCAAUUAUUUCAUGACGAUGUCAACGAAUUAGCCAAGUAUAUGAUAGCUUUUUGGAAUGGAGUAGAUUUGAAAUUCAGAAGUAUGUUUGAUCCAGAAGUAAGAUUGAAUGUGGCCGGAUUUAUUUUACCCAAGGAACCCAAAGCAGUUUAUUAUAUGAUCGAAAAUCAUCGUCAUAGUGGAACAAUUCUGACUGAAGAAACGGUUGAGUCCAUUGGCCGUUACUUCAAACAUAUGACAGACAUACCACAUGAAAAUUACGAUGUUAUCGUCGGACUAACAAAUCGCAAUUUAACAGAUUCGACAUAUAUCGAUCCACUUUCGGAGAUCAAAGGAAUAGCUCAAAUUGCUGGAACUUGUUUCCGAGGACUCAACGCAGCUGUCUUGGUGGACGCUGGACUAGGCACCGGUAUACACAAUGCAGCACACGAAUUAGCUCAUACAUUCGAUGUGCAUCACGACGGGCCUGAAGCUGAAGAGGCAAGUGGAGAGAAUUGCGAUUGGAACGAUGGAUACAUAAUGAGCUACAAGAGGAAAAAUACGAAUUUUUUUUAUUGGUCAAACUGCAGCAUCGUCGCCAUGCAAAAAUUUUUCAAUGAUCCAUCGCGAUCGGCGUGCGUCAGACAUAAACCGAAUCCCGGUAAACUUUUCCCCAGCAUUUACCCAGGACACGUGGUGAGUCGCAAUAAGCAAUGCCUUCGCUAUACUGACGAUAAAAAAUUUUUUGCAGAAAAGAGUUCGCAGUCAAAUUGUAUGAAUUUAACUUGUAUUAAAUAUUAUCCAGAUAUCAUAAUGUACAGACACGUAAUUCCACUAGAUGGCACAUACUGCGGCGAAGGAAAAUCAUGCUUUGGUGGAGAAUGUAUUUUUGAUGUGAAUUCGAAUCAGGCGGAAUUAGACCCGGCCGAUAUCACGGAUUCAAGCGAAUUACCAGGCAAAAUCUUCACUCGAAAUCGUCAAUGUCAAUUUGCAAACAAAAGUUAUUAUUCGGAGAGCGGGGAUAUAGAAUCUGCCGCUGACUGUAAAAACCUAAUAUGCACUGACGGAGAGGAAAAUAUAAAAUUGCCUUAUCCACUUGAGGAUGGUUCUUUUUGUGGACCACGUCAGAUUUGUUAUGCCGGAGCUUGCGUUCCAGACCUAAGUGCUCCAGAACUUAAGUUUCCGGAUAAAGUUUACAGCCGGGAAGAACAAUGCCAAGAAAAAAGUUCUAAUUUGCACGCAUUCAAGGCGAGUACCUAUGCUUUUUUGAAAUACGAGCACGAUUGUUCAUUUUUACGUUGCAUAAAAGUUAUUAAUGAAAAGGGUGAUACUGUUAAUUUCGGUACAACUCGCUUUACCUAUCCUCCAGUCGACGGUACCUACUGUGGCAAAGGAAAGGCUUGUUUCGACGGAUAUUGCAUCGAUAACGAGCAUGCGGUGUACGAACCUAAUAAAGGGAAAAAUUGGGAACAUUUGCCAGGCAGAUUUUUUUCUCGUAACAAUCAAUGCUACUUUUUCAUGCGACAAAAUGAUAAAAGCCCUACGAAUAUUUGGAAAUCAAAUGAAGCCAUGGAGAACGUAUGCUCGCACUUAAGCUGUGAGUUUUCCGCUACUCCAGGAAAAAUGCAAAAUAUGACAUUCCCUCCAGUGGACGGUACACCGUGUGGAAAAAAACGGAUUUGCUUUGAUGGUGAAUGUGUUGAAGACAAAAAGCCAACAACAACAACGUGGAGCAAGUUCAAAAGCUUUUUCGGAUAA